UAGUUUCCUCUUACAUAGUAAAAGAGAACCACUUGCAACCUUGCCUCUCUCUAUCUUCCAUUCUUCUCGUCGAGGGUGUCAUUUGUAUACGGUACUAUACAGUACAGCACUCAAUUGACUCUGCCACAAUGCCUUCCCAUCAAUCCGCCCAAGUCAAUACCCUCCCCCACCCCGACGGCUCCGCAACCGUCUCCUCCAACGGCUACACAGUCCUCUGCACCGUCAACGGCCCCCUCGAAGCCCAGCGCCGCGACGAACAACCUCUCGAAGCCUUCAUCGAAGUACACAUCCGCCCCGCCAACGGCGUCGGAGGACCCCCCGAACGCUCCCUCGAAUCCACCCUCCUCUCUUUCCUCCACCCCAUCAUCCUCACCCCCGCCCUCCCCCGCUCCCUCAUCCAAAUCACCCUCCAGAUCCUCUCCGUCCCCCCCACAGCUCAGACGCUCCGCACCGGUAGCGCCGCGUCCGUCGCUCGCAUCGCGCUCCUCCCCUCCCUCGCGCACGCCGCGCAACUGGCAUUGCUGGCCGCACGGAUCCCAAUGCGCACGGUAGCGUGUGUGGCGAGCUUGGCGGUGGUGGAGGGGACGGGGGAGGUGGGGGUGGUGGGGGUGGGGGAGACGGGGGGAGGGAAGGUGGAGGCGGUGCAUGCGGUUGGGUAUUCGAGGCAGGGGAAGUGUUUGUUGUGGGAGAUGAGUGGGAGGGGGGAUGGAAGGGGAAUGAAGGCAGUGGAAGGAGAGGCGAGGAGGCGGUGUUUGGUGGAGGGAGGGAAGGGGGAGGAUGUAGUGAUGGGAGGGGUGGAAGGGAGGAGGGAGGAUCUGAUGGGGUGGUUGGAGGGGACGAUUGGGGGGUGGUUAAAGGGGCAGCAGAGGUGGAAGGGGGAGAGUUGA
Messenger RNA from Eremomyces bilateralis CBS 781.70, 887 nucleotides. RefSeq lists its product as uncharacterized. Gene Ontology annotation, cellular component: cytoplasmic exosome (RNase complex); nucleolus; nuclear exosome (RNase complex). NCBI's taxonomy places the organism in Eukaryota, Fungi, Ascomycota, Dothideomycetes, Eremomycetales, Eremomycetaceae. Gene Ontology annotation, biological process: U4 snRNA 3'-end processing; nuclear mRNA surveillance; rRNA catabolic process. The record is from RefSeq and is a predicted model, not a curated record. The transcript is spliced from 2 exons. The coding region runs from base 129 to 887 and encodes 252 amino acids.